AUGUUUGCAGAACUGGUCCAGACCCCAGUUCGGGAGCCCCCCACGAAGCAAAAUGCAAAGCCGGUUGAGGAGCAAAUUGCUCCGUUGACUAAAAGGCUAUCUGAAGUAUCACUACUGGAGACCCCGAGACCCCAAACCAAGUCAAGGAGGGCCUUCAAAAAAGAUGCAUCGAUUGUGGAGGAUGAGCUCGAGGUGCCUGAAGUCACUGAGAUCAAGCGGGAUUCUAUCAAGACUCUCAAGACAACUGCAAUUGUUGAAGACGAUAAAACAAAAAAGAUUCAAAUCCUAGAGGACAAAAUCGAAAUACGCCAAAAGGACAAGCCUAAAGAGAGGAGGACACGCACAAGCAAGCGCAUUACUCCAAUCAAGAAUGAGUCCUCCUUGAGAGUUCUCACAUGGGGCGAUGUCUGCCCUCCUGGAGACCAGAUUGUCAAGAUUGCCGAGGCCUCAUCCGCAGAGGUAUACCGCAUUACCAACAAACGAGGCACCAGUAUCAUCAAGGCCAUCAGACUGCCAUCACCAAUCAAGCCUCUAACAAAAACGCAAGUGGCAUCUGGUCUGAUUGAUGAGGAGCCCCAUUCACAGGACGAUGUCAACAAUGAGUUGCAGAUUUCUGAGUGGCUCUCCGAUGUUCCAGGAUUCGCCGUUUACAAAGAACGGUACAUUGUCCAGGGAAAGACGACAAGUGAGCUCCUCGAAACACAUCAAACAGCCCAGAAGAAGAUGAAGAGAGAAGAUCCGGGCAGGGCGCAGUAUUACCCGUCACCAAGCCGGUACUUGGAUGACACCAAGUUCCUGGUUGUGGAGCUCGGAGACGCAGGCAAGUCUCUGGAGAACUGGCCAUUGGACAGCGUAGAUCAAUUAUGGGACAUUUUUCUAUUGGAGGCGAUUGCAUUAGCUAGGGCUGAAGAAGUUGCCAUGUUCGAGCAUCGCGACCUGCACGAGGGUAACCUCUGUGUUAAGCAAGCUCGCCCUCCCCGAAAGAGGGAUCCCAACGCAGAAGGAUUUUUUGGUUAUUCGGGCCUCGAAAUCACAAUCCUAGACUACGGCCUCUCGCGAGCUGAAGACCUAACAAACGAUGAUUCCACGCCUAUUGUAUACGACUUGGAGAGAGAUCUAAGCUUAUUCACUAGCACUUACAACCCCCAGUGCAAAGUUUAUAGGCAGAUGCGGUCCUUUUUGCUUCGAGCUGACCGAGAGUGGCUCCCUCCAGAAGCUCACAAUGUCCCGUAUGCCAAGGGAAUCGAUGGGCCGCUUUCUUGGGACGCAUAUGCCCCUUACACGAACGUUCUCUGGCUGGCUUAUACCUACGAAUACAUGGUGGAACACUUUGAAGGCAGCAAAAGAGAGCUCGCAAAGUUCAAGAAGGAGACGGCAGAACUCUGGAAAUAUUUAAACCCUGAUGCCCCGAAAGAUGUACCUGCAUUUGGAUGCGCGGCUGACGUGGCCUGCUUUGCCUUGGAGGCUGGCUGGAUACGACAAGAGGAGCUUCUGGGGGCAUCAACUUCGAUAAUGGAUCGAGAGGACAGCAUCAUCGUUUCGAGGAAAGUAGUUGAUGUCGAGGUUUCGCCGCCGCGGAGAUCACGAAGACGGCGUGAGGCUUGA
This is a messenger RNA of Trichoderma harzianum CBS 226.95, 1605 nucleotides long. RefSeq lists its product as hypothetical. The record is from RefSeq and is a predicted model, not a curated record. The transcript has 2 exons. The coding region runs from base 1 to 1605 and encodes 534 amino acids. Gene Ontology annotation, cellular component: nucleus; cytoplasm. Lineage: Eukaryota; Fungi; Ascomycota; Sordariomycetes; Hypocreales; Hypocreaceae. Gene Ontology annotation, molecular function: histone H3T3 kinase activity. Gene Ontology annotation, biological process: intracellular signal transduction; mitotic cell cycle.